This is a messenger RNA of Arvicanthis niloticus (Nile rat), 1233 nucleotides long. RefSeq lists its product as uncharacterized. NCBI's taxonomy places the organism in Eukaryota, Metazoa, Chordata, Mammalia, Rodentia, Muridae. The record is from RefSeq and is a predicted model, not a curated record.
AGCUGGCUAUCUUAACUGCAGGAGACCUAAGUUCAGUUGUUAACACUGCUUAGGGUUCUGCUUUACUCUCAUAAUGGCGGAGUGCGCACUUAUGCUGACUCAAAUUCUGUUCAUCUCCUGGUUUUUGACAGCACAUUGCUCACAACCUAACUGUACAUCUGUGAAAGACUUUAAUGAUUGUCUAGGAGACACAGCAGAUUUCUGCCCAGAGUCUAUUGUCUGUGUAUGCAAAGAUGGCAAGCCUUUCUGCAAAUGUCCAAAUUUCAGAGGCCAAUGGGGAGACUACUGGUACAUGGGGGAGAAAUGUGAUCAACUCUGGAAUACUCUGGACUUGAUUUUAGUAGCAACAUUGCCUGGAAUAGCACUGGCUAUAAUUGUUGGUGUAGUAAUCCAGAUUAUCCAUUACUGUAAAGGGAAGUCAAAGAAGAAUGCAAAUCAUCACAGGGUGGAGAGGAGUAUGUCAGAACUUCGACCUCAGCAGAAUUCUGCAUACAGUUUUGGUAAUCUUUCUCAACCUAAUCAAGGAGAGAAUCCAUGGAGUUUCUCCCACCAGGAAGCCUUUUCUGGAACUUCUUUUUCUCCAUCAUCACAAUUAUCCAGAACAAAUUCCAACUUUAUUGCUCAAGAAAACAAAGAAGACAGUCUUUACAACUCUCCAUAUCUUAACUGGAAUGGUUCUCCAGGACCAAGUAAUCCUGCAGUAAACUAUGGAAACAAUCAUUUGCCAACCAUGUACAUGAAGCCAAACUUUGAUUUUUCCACAGCCGGGGUCCCACGAGCAGCGUAUCCUCCAAAAGAAAAGAAAUAUUCAGUUUAUGAACGAUCAGAAAUCCCUUACAAAAUUGGUCGUGCAAACAUGAUAUCUAACUACUAAUUUCACAAUGGAGAAAAAUGAACCUACAUACACCAAUCUUGUUAUAUACCAGGAAAAUAUGACAAAUAUGAUUUCCAUGCUCUACAUACUUUGUUUUUCUUAUAAUUAUGAUAAUUAGUUUCUUUAUGCCUUGGAUUUUUUCUUUAUUGACCCCCUCCUGAUGACCAUUAUGAAAACCUUUUAUUUCUUGUAUCCAAUUCCAUUAAUUCAUCACAAACAUGUAUUCAUUAUCUCCAAAUUUUGACACAAUAUAUCUGUGUAUUUAUUCAUGGAAUUCUUUAGUAUGUUCAGUGAAAUGAAAAGAAGAUAAGUUGCAAACUGCUUAUAAAAAGUAAUGACUAAUAAAAGCAUCUACUGGC